This is a messenger RNA of Sabethes cyaneus, 1356 nucleotides long. Its product is annotated as pentatricopeptide repeat-containing protein 2, mitochondrial-like. The transcript has 4 exons. Bases 109 to 1281 code for a protein of 390 amino acids. The record is from RefSeq and is a predicted model, not a curated record. Gene Ontology annotation, biological process: regulation of mRNA processing; multicellular organism development; mitochondrion organization. Gene Ontology annotation, molecular function: RNA binding. Lineage: Eukaryota; Metazoa; Arthropoda; Insecta; Diptera; Culicidae. Gene Ontology annotation, cellular component: mitochondrion.
GUAGAGCAGUGUCAGGUCAGAAGUGUUAUGUGAUUAAAAGUUUCCAUAAUUUAAGUGUUCUUGCAUAGCCCAAUAAAAAAAGUUGCAUUUUCCAUUAAAAAACCAGUCAUGUUUCGUCGCAGUUUGUUCGCCUUUAUUCGUCAGUCUGAAACAGCUAAAUCCGUCGUCGCCGUUCGUAAUCUAUACUCGGCGUCCGUGCUAGGCUUAGAUGGAUACGAAAAUUACCGGCAAAAAACCAGUACACAGCAUUUGCACAAUAUCGACAACUUCAAAAGAAAAAUGCGUGAAUUUGUUGCCGGUUCUAAUACAAACAUGAUUUUCACGGAAGAUCUUAAGAACGUGAUUCAUCUGGUGGAAAACACUCCAGAAGAUAAACAACUAUUGCUGGACAUGAUUGAAAAGUACAAUUCUCAAUCACAAGAGUUGCGUUUUGGAAACUAUGUAUUUGGCCCGGUCGUGAUGCGAGCACUUCACCAUCUCAAAGAUCCUCAGCUGGCACUGGAGUUAUUCAAGAACGAAAAAUAUAGCGGCUUUUUCGAUCAACUGACCUCAUACCAGAUUUUGGGUGAUUUGCUGUAUGAAAAUGGUCUCUAUCCACAGGUUAGGGAAGUGUUCGAUAUCGUAAAACAGCGGCAGAUACAGGGGAGUCAUUACCCAAAGCACUCGGUAACUUUGACUCUUGCCGCCUGUUAUCGGGAGAAUAGCAAGGAAUCCUAUCAGUAUGCCAUGAAUUUGUGGAAAGAACUGAAUGCGGUCGGCCACUUGCCAAUGAGAAAAGCCACGGCCUUUGCGGCUGCCCUGGCUUUAAAGCAUGGUGAACCAGGGAUUGCAUUGGAAAUAGCCACAAGUUUUAUGAAAGGAAAUUAUGUGACUAUUAGACAGAUAAAGCUUCUAGCUCUGGUUAAACUGGGCCGGUUCGAUGACCUAGUUCCUAUUCUCCGCUCCAUCUUAGAAGUGGGAGGACCAGUUGACAACAAACAGACCUUCUGCCAGGAGGUCAUACAGCAAAUUAAGGAUGCGAUCGGUGCUGCCUCCGAAGAAGCUUCACAGGAUUUGCAACGGAUUUUGAGUUACCUGGAGACAAAUGGUCACAUUACUGAGAAAACGAUGGAAGAGUUACUGUGUCAGGAAAUUGUAUCAACCGCACAGAAAAGAGAUAACUAUAGCAACCUUGCUGAAAGCUACCGAAGUCGCGGGGGUUCCCAGCAACGUAGAAGUUUUGCCCCAAGUAGUGCGCAGAAGAGCAGGUUUUAUCGUCCAGGUUUGGCCGAUUUGAACUGAAUGUGAAUGUUAGAACAUAGAGUAUAAACAUUUGAUUAAUAAAUUCGUGGUUCAAUUUUUUUUUCAAAUGCUAAU